Messenger RNA from Cucurbita moschata (crookneck pumpkin), 1723 nucleotides. RefSeq lists its product as uncharacterized. Lineage: Eukaryota; Viridiplantae; Streptophyta; Magnoliopsida; Cucurbitales; Cucurbitaceae. The record is from RefSeq and is a predicted model, not a curated record. The coding region runs from base 207 to 1523 and encodes 438 amino acids. The transcript has 5 exons.
AGAGAAAUAAGAAAAAAAAAAAAAAAGCAGAUUCCAAGCUUAGGAUAUGGAUCGAUCAUUUUCUUCUGCAAAAAUGCCCAAAAUCUAGUCAAAGAGAAAUAAUCCUCGGUAUGUUCGUCAGCAAUCUAGUUGAUUCUGUUCGAACCCUUUCCCUCAAAACCCAUUACCAAAUUGUGUUGUUGAGAGAGCUUUGAUCUUCAACUUCAAUGGCUGAGCUUGAGGAUUCUCAAGCUCAUCUUCCACUUCUUGAUUCGAAACAGAAUCGGAGUUCACAAGCGACCAGGCGAGGAGAUGAGGAAGAAGAACAUUUGGACAGAACACUGGAGCUGCUGGACACAUUGCUUGGCCUUUUGGGGUUCCAUCAAUCCUCUGUUUUGAGCUGUGUUCUGUCUUGGUCUGGUUUUGUUCUUGUCGGUGUUGUUCUGCCUGUUGUGGUGUUGGAACUCGCUGAUUGCGCUGCGUGUGAGAUGUUCCAGAUUAAGGAUUUUGAGGUUAAUACACUGGUCUCACAAGCUUGUCUUGCAGCUGUGUCUCUGCUUUGUCUUUCUCACAACCUCAGAAAAUAUGGCAUCAAGAGGUUCCUCACUGUUGAUAGGCAGAUCAGCUCUUUGGCUCGGUAUCGCAAAGACUAUGUCAAGAAGAUUCAGGGAUCAAUACGUUUGCUCGUCUUCUGGGCACUUCCAUGUUUCAUUCUGAAGGCUACUCAAGAGGUAAUUCGAAUAUUAUAUGCGGAAGGAGUAUCAUCAUGGGGGCUAUCUGUUGGUAUCUUACUGGCUAUGACCAUAUCUUGGACUUAUCUGAGCUUGGUCUCUUUAUCAGCCGCCAUUGUAUUUCAUUUGAUGUGCAAUUUGCAAGUGAUACACUUUGAUGAGUACGCCAAGCUACUGCAAACCGAGUCUGAAGUUUUGUUUUUAAUAGAGGAGCAUAUUUUCCUGCGCUAUCAUUUGUCCAAGAUAAGCCACAGAUUCAGAAUCUUUCUUCUUCUACAGUUCUUGGUUGUAACUGCUAGCCAGUUCAUGACUCUGUUCCAGACGACAAGAUUCAGUGCAAUGAUUACCCUCAUAAAUGGUGGUGGUUUUGCAGUGUCUGCAAUUGUUCAAGUGGUUGGAGUCAUUCUUUGCUUACAUGGAGCAACAAAGAUUUCCCACAGAGCCCAAGGAAUCGCAUCAGUAGCUAGUAGAUGGCAUGCUCUUGUCACUUGUGGUCCAGGUGAUGCAUCUCAGCCUCGAUAUCCAAAUGGCAACGCAGACGCUACCAGUAGACUGAGCACAAUGGGUAGCACUUACUCCGAAAGUGAUUUGGAGUCCUUGGAUGUUGUUAUUACAAUGCCGACAACCACACAGCUAGCUUCUUACAUGUCCUCCUAUCAUAAAAGAGAAGCAUUUGUCAUGUAUUUGCAUAUGAAUCCUGGCGGCAUAACGAUUUUCGGGUGGACAGUUAAUAGAGCUCUGUUGAACACUUUGUUUUUUAUUGAACUCACACUCAUCACCUUCGUGCUUGGGCAGACCUUAGUUUUCUCCUGAAGUUUCAGAAAUGGUUCUGUUUGUAGAACCCUUCACAUUCAAAUGUCAUACGUGUAAAAUUAUUCACUGGCUGGCGCCAUUUUUGUAUUUCAACAUGUUUUUUUCUUCGUUUGCGAGUAAUCAAUCCCAAUUGUUGGAGUUAUUUUCAUUCCCUUUGGUCGUAUUUCUUCCUACCAUGAGUUAUAUGUUAUUUAAGCCGU